CGCCCAUAAACGUUAAAUUUUAAAUCAUGGUAAAAGCAACUUACAGAGACGAAAUACUUGCCGAGCACUCAAACCCUGUCAUGGUGGAAGGCAACUAUUACUUCCCCCCUGAGUCUGUCAAUAAAUCACUCCUCGCUUCCUCAGAUACAAGCACUGAGUGUGCUUGGAAAGGGACAGCGUCAUACUAUUCUGCACAGAUUCAUGGUGACAAUGUGAAAGAUAUCGCAUGGUACUACGCGGAUCCAAAAACCAAAGCAUCGCAUAUCAAGGAUCAUGUUGCGUUCUACAAGAAUAAAGUAACUAUUGAGUGAAAGGGAAAGAAAUCAUUUUUCACAGAAAGUGCUGCAUAUUUGUAUCCAUGUAAUUAUACAGACUCGAAGAAUCAAAAGUCUACCCUAAGUCAAGAGGCGCUUUGGAGGGCCCUGACAGCCGAAGUAUCAUAGGGAGCUGCUGGAGGCCUAACUGAAGGUACCUGCGUCUGUUUAAAUUCGCGAAUGAAUGAAUAUUUGGC
Messenger RNA from Suillus fuscotomentosus, 511 nucleotides. Its product is annotated as DUF427-domain-containing protein. NCBI's taxonomy places the organism in Eukaryota, Fungi, Basidiomycota, Agaricomycetes, Boletales, Suillaceae. The record is from RefSeq and is a predicted model, not a curated record. Bases 27 to 311 code for a protein of 94 amino acids. The transcript has 5 exons.